Messenger RNA from Dissoconium aciculare CBS 342.82, 2964 nucleotides. RefSeq lists its product as uncharacterized. The transcript has a single exon. Gene Ontology annotation, cellular component: nucleus. The annotation marks the transcript as partial. The record is from RefSeq and is a predicted model, not a curated record. Gene Ontology annotation, molecular function: DNA-binding transcription factor activity, RNA polymerase II-specific; RNA polymerase II transcription regulatory region sequence-specific DNA binding; zinc ion binding. Lineage: Eukaryota; Fungi; Ascomycota; Dothideomycetes; Mycosphaerellales; Dissoconiaceae. Gene Ontology annotation, biological process: negative regulation of transcription by RNA polymerase II.
UCGAGCGGCAGAGGGCGAAGGCGACGAGGUAAUGCUGCCAGGCCUGCUGAGAAUCGGACUGUAAAUGGUCGGGCUUUUGGUGGGCGAUUAACGCAGCAAGGUGGUGAGGAUUCGGCGCCGUCGAGUCAAUCGGGACAGCUGCAAGGCGCUGCGCCUACUUUUGUUCCAGGACAGCCGGUCACUCGUCCAGCUCCUGUUGCGCGUCCGAAGCGAGAACAUCCGAGGCAGGCAGCACCUCCAAAACCAAAAGCUCCGAAAUCACAAGCGCUAGAUAUUGCCACUCGCACCCAUGAAGAUAUCGACAACGGUCAUUACGAAUGUGCAAUCUGCACAAGCGAAGUACGGACCAAUUCCAAAGUCUGGUCGUGCCAUACUUGUUGGACAGUAUUUCAUUUGCAUUGUGUGAAAGUCUGGUCCGCGUCAACAAUCAAACAGCAAGAAGAGAAUAAUCGACAAGGGGGAAACCCACCUCAGUGGCGAUGUCCCGGCUGCAACCUUCCCAAAGAUACCCUGCCCACGUCAUACACGUGUUGGUGUGAAAAGGAGUACGAUCCCAAGACUCUCGCUGGAAUUCCUCCACAUUCAUGCGGGCAGACGUGUGGUCGGGAACGGGUCAAGAAAUGUCCUCAUCCAUGCCAGCUUACGUGUCAUGCUGGUCCCUGUCCGCCAUGUUCGCAUAUGGGUCCGACUCAAGCCUGCUUUUGUGGCAAGCACCAAACCACCAAACGAUGUACUGAGACUGACUACAGUUCGGCUUGGACAUGUGGGGAGGUUUGCAAUGCGCCCCUGGCUUGUGGUGAACAUGCGUGUACACGGCCAUGCCACGAAGGUCCUUGCGGGCCCUGCCAAGUACGCCUGCCAGCUCGUUGUUAUUGUGGCAAAAUGGAAAAGGACGUGCUUUGCGGUGAUCGCGGCAUUCCAGCGACUAGCUAUCAAACCCACCGACUCGAAACGGGCGAGGUUGUCUCGGAAACAUGGACCGGGUUGUUUGAAUGUGAAAACCUGUGCGAGCGCGAAUUCGACUGCGGCGUUCACCAAUGUCUAAAGCGGUGCCAUCCGCAGGAUGGAACGCCUGGUCAUUGUCCCAAGUCCGCUGAUGUCAUUACUCACUGCACUUGUGGCAAGACUGCCCUCGACGAAUUGAUGGAGGAACCCAGGACAUCGUGUGAGGACGCAAUUCCAAGCUGUGGCAAACCAUGCAGCAAUUCACUAACAUGCGGCCAUCUUUGCCCUCGGGUCUGCCAUUCCGGAAAGUGUCCGCCCUGUCAGGAGAAGAUCACUAUUAAUUGCCGAUGUGGCAGAACUUCAUCCGACUCACUUUGCCACCAGGGUCAGGAAGAAUCGCCACAGUGCCGACGUAUCUGUCGUGCAAAUCUCAACUGCGGCCGUCAUGCCUGCGAAGAGCAUUGCUGCGCAGGGGAACGCAAGGCGGUCGAGCGACUGUCGAAUAAACGAAAGCAACGUCCACUGAGUUCAGCUCCUCGUGCGGUGGACGAUGGCUUCGAAGCCGAGCACAUCUGCACCCGUCAAUGUGGUCGACUCUUGAAAUGUGGGACUCACUAUUGCGAUGAUCUUUGCCACAAAGGGCCCUGCGGCUCUUGCAAAGAAGCCAUCUUCGAGGAGAUUUCCUGCAACUGUGGCCAGACGGUAUUGAUGCCGCCACUGCCGUGUGGGACUCGCCCUCCACCAUGUCGACAGCCUUGUCGCCGUCCUAAAGGGUGCGGUCAUCCUCAGGUACCACAUACUUGCCAUCUCGACAGCGAGAGCUGUCCGAAAUGUCCAUUUUUGGUGGAACGACGAUGCAUGUGUGGGAAGCGCAUGGUCAAGAAUCAGCAAUGCUGGCUGGUGGAUAUCCGUUGCGGCGAGAUUUGCGGAAAGAAACUUCGAUGUGGGUAUCAUUUCUGCCGAAAGCCCUGCCAUCGCUCGGGCGAGUGCGAGGAUGCCAACGGUCAGGCAUGUCAGCAGCCCUGCGGAAAGGAGAAGAAGGCUUGUGGCCACCCGGACGAGGCGCCUUGUCACGCUCCUUACCCUUGCAAGGAGGAAAAGCCUUGCACAAGCAAGAUGUUCAUCACCUGUGAGUGUCAGGCUCAAAAGCAAGAAGUGAGAUGCGGCGCUUCCAAGAACAGCGAAGGAAAUACAGCCAAAACACUACCCUGCAACGAUGAGUGUGCUCGGUUGGAGAGGAAUCGCAAACUUGCCGUGGCUCUCAACAUCGAUCAAUCCACGCAUGUAGAUGGUGGGGACCAUAUUCCCUUUUCAAACGAAACUCUGACUCUGUUCGCAUCGCAUCCGAAACGGGGACAAACACAAGAGCGCGAGUUCCGUGUCUUUGCCGCUGCCGAGGAUGAGAAGAGGCUGCGUUUCAACCCCAUGCAAGCCUCACAACGCGCUUUCAUCCACGCUCUUGCUGACGAUUUCGGCUUCGACUCGGAAAGCGUCGAUCCCGAACCCCACCGUCACGUCCUCGUGUGGAAAACCCCACGCUUCGUGUCCGCGCCCAACAAGACCCUCGCCGACGCCCUGCGCCUCCGCCAACAAUCGCUCCGCUCCGCCAACGUCUCCGACACCGAAACCGGGCCCUCCGCCUCAAAGCCCCACCUACAACCCACCAAGCCCACCGAACCCUUCAACAGCUUCGUGAUCAAAAACCCGCGCUUCGCCCUCACCCUCGACGAAGUCCGCACCGAAGUCCUCCAUGUCCUCUCCAGCACGGGCCCCCACCCCUUCACAUUCGACAUCGAAUUCCUGCCCAGCGAAGAAGUCGUCCUCAAGGCGAACACCCGCACCCUCUCCGCCCCCGAACUCGAGCGCCUCCUCCAGAACCUCCGCGCUCCGCUCACCCGUGCCAUCGCCUCCAGGGGCUUCGGCAGCACCCAGCUCUGCUACGCCGAUUCUUCGCUGAAUGUCACCCGCUUGGAAUCGGACGCCACCGGCGGCGACGGCUGGUCGCGCGUCGCCGCGAAG